Molecule: messenger RNA, 438 nt
Organism: Polychytrium aggregatum
Lineage: Eukaryota; Fungi; Chytridiomycota; Chytridiomycetes; Polychytriales
Exons: 2
Coding region: 18-374 (118 amino acids)
Source: RefSeq, a predicted model, not a curated record
CGGUCAGCGUGCGAAGGAUGAGGUGCUGUUGGCUGUUGAUGUCGAUGGUGGCGACGGUGGGAUCGGUCGCUGAUGAUGUUCGUGUCGUUGAUGUUGUUCGGGCCGCUGAUAUUGUUGUCGAUGUUGUUGAUGUUGUCAAUGUCGCCAAUGCUGUUGCCAUGGAAUGGUAUAUUCACCACGCCGCCAGACAGCGAGCGGCCUGUGCCGGCGUGGCGGACACCGCCGACAGAUGCCGGGAACGGACAGCGUCGUUAGGGGGUUCGCGAUAUCGAUGCACUCAGCAGAUGCACUCAGCGGAUGCGAUCGGCGCUGCGGGUUUUUGGUGCGCGGAAGGCCCGGGCGGAUAUGCAUCGUAUCCGCAGAUCUGCGUUUGACUCAUCCUUCUCUCUCCAGAUCCGAUCGCUCUUCUCUCUCCAGAUCCGAUCGCUCUUCUCUCUC